Molecule: messenger RNA, 2455 nt
Organism: Leopardus geoffroyi (Geoffroy's cat)
Lineage: Eukaryota; Metazoa; Chordata; Mammalia; Carnivora; Felidae
Gene: PTER
Product: phosphotriesterase related
Exons: 6
Coding region: 359-1408 (349 amino acids)
Biological process (GO): catabolic process
Molecular function (GO): zinc ion binding; hydrolase activity, acting on ester bonds
Source: RefSeq, a predicted model, not a curated record
GGGACCUGGGGGCGGGGAGAAGACUAGCCCCGAGCGUGAAGCGGGAGGGGAGUGGGGAGACCUUAAAGGCCCUGCACGCUGGCCCCGCCGAGGGUCCCGGGGGCGAAGGCGGCGCGCAGCGAGCGGAGGGAAGGGCAGGAACCUUCAGCUGGGUCUAGGACCAGUGACAGCAGGGACAGGGGCCCCGAAAGGGCACGAGUCUCUGAGAUCUACAGGAAGCUCAUUCAUAUGUGAAAUUCUCAGGAAGCCCUACCCUCUGAAAUGUGGAAUGUAACUGAAAUGAGCAUUCAACUCCAGGAGACAGAAAAAUCAAAAUGAAAAAACACUCUUUUCAGAGCAUCUCCUGGUAUCAUCAGAAAUGUCCUCCUUAAGUGGGAAAGUCCAAACUGUUUUGGGCCUGGUAGAGCCAGGCAAACUGGGCCGCACUCUGACCCACGAACAUUUGACAAUGACCUUUGACUGCUGUUACUACCCACCUCCUCCACGUUACGAAGCUACCUCCGAAGAACCUAUUAUGAUGAAAAAUUUAUUUUGGAUUCAAAAGAACCCUUAUUCCCAUAAGGAGAAUCUUCAGCUGAAUCAGGAGACGGAAGCCAUCAGGGAAGAACUGUUGUAUUUUAAAGCCAACGGUGGAGGGGCUUUGGUCGAGAACACUACUGUUGGCAUCAGCCGAGACGUGAAGACUUUGAAGUGGCUUGCCGAAGAGACCGGCGUCCAUAUCAUAUCUGGAGCUGGAUUUUAUGUGGAUGCAACUCACUCUCCAGACACCAGAGCCAUGUCAGUGGAACAGCUUACUGAUGUCCUCAUUAAUGAAAUUCUCCAUGGAGCUGAUGGAACUAGCAUCAAGUGUGGGGUCAUUGGAGAAAUUGGUUGCUCCUGGCCUCUGGCAGAGAGUGAGAAGAAGGUUCUUCAGGCAACAGCUCAUGCUCAGGCUCAGCUCGGCUGUCCUGUUAUUAUUCAUCCUGGAAGGAAUCCAAGCGCACCAUUUCAGAUUAUCCGAGUGUUGCAAGAAGCAGGUGUAGACGUCUCCAAAACGGUUAUGUCCCACAUUGAUAGGACUAUACUUGAUAAAAAGGAACUCCUGGAGUUUGCUCAACUUGGCUGUUACUUGGAAUAUGAUCUCUUUGGGACUGAACUCCUUCAUUACCAAUUCAACCCGGAUAUCGACAUGCCCAAUGAUAAUAAAAGAAUUAGGAGAGUGCGUCUUCUGGUGGAUGAAGGCUACGAAGAUCGAAUUCUGAUGGCACACGACAUACAUACGAAGCAUCGGCUGAUGAAGUAUGGAGGUCACGGCUACUCUCAUAUACUUACCAACAUUGUUCCUAAAAUGUUGCUUAGAGGGAUCACUGAGAAUGCACUUGAUAAGAUACUAAUAGAGAACCCUAAGCAAUGGCUAACUUUCAAGUAGGAGGAUGGUUGCUUACAGACUCACACCUUGAGUAGAAAGCUCGCAGAGAACGUUUUUCAGUGAUUUCAAACCCACAGUGAGAUAUUAAUCAGAGCUAUGUAGGACGAAUGACGGAUCAUUUUCUAUUUAUGAGAAUUAGAAAUUUUGCCUUCUCAGAAACCAGCUGGUACAUCGGUACCUUUAAGAAGUUACUGACCUAACGGAGCCCUCUUGUUCUGCCUUUAACAAAAUAAAUACAGAAGCACCUAUUUCCAAACAGUGAUUUACAUUCUGUGUCCCCUCUAGCAAAGUUUUGCUUCGUUUUGUUUUCUUAAUCUAUCAGCUGCACUACUUGAGGAAAUUUAAAGUGUUUCUAGUUAAAUUACCCCCUUCUGGAGCAAUCUAAUGUUUCUUGUAAUAUUGAUGAUCCUACUAAUUACCCUGCUGUUCUUUAAUUAAUGCUUAAUGAAUAAUAUGGCACUUGAAAAUAGCUUCUGCAGCAGGGGAAGUUAAAGUUUGAGGCUUUUUCCCCCCCAAAGGACACUGUAAUGCAAUCACCAAUUCACAAUGAUAAAAAUAUUGUCGAAGCUUAAUUAUAUUCAUUAUAUAUUGUAGAAGUUGUCUACCUAUCUAUAUUGACUGGUAAUAAAUCAGUUUUGUUGCCUGUGGCUUCCUGGUAUCCAUUUUUGCUGUAAAGCUUUGUUAGUUUAAACAUUUGUAUAAGGGGGCAUGAACACGUAACACAAUACUGAAUUAUAAAAAUUCAAUGGUAAAAGUCAAAAUAUAUUACAUAAUAUAGUUUAAUGAAUCAUUACAUUUAUAAUAACAAAGGCCACAGUUUAAUUAAUAAUAUAUAUGCAAAAAAAGAGAAAUGUUUGCCAUAUAUAUAUUCCCUUUAUUUCCCUUACCUUUUAUUUGUUUUUCCUUGGGCCUAAACAGAGAAAAUGAUGCUUAGUUAUCUGAAGAAAAGGUCAGAUCUAUUAGAAAUGGCAUUCUGACUCGAGCCUACUCUUCAAAAGGUACCCACCCCCGAUGUUUUGUGUAAAUAAAGCCUUUUUAAAACUCUUA